Molecule: messenger RNA, 498 nt
Organism: Bactrocera oleae (olive fruit fly)
Lineage: Eukaryota; Metazoa; Arthropoda; Insecta; Diptera; Tephritidae
Product: cuticle protein LPCP-23
Source: RefSeq, a predicted model, not a curated record
AUUUGUGAACUCACAUAGCACAACACAGACCUUCCCAAAAAAAUAUCAAAAUGUUCAAGUUGGUGGUGUUGUCUGCUCUCCUCGCCGUAGCUGCUGCUGCUCCAGGCUUCAUUGCUUCCCAUCCAGUGGUGUACUCCGCACCCAUCGCCACAGUUGCCGUGCACGAACCCGUUCUGACCAAAGUGGGCACCGUGGUGAAGAGCAUUCCCACUUCAGUCUCCCACCAAAGUCAAUCGGUUGUGCACAGCUCUGCCCAUCUUGUUGAGGAUAUUGUUGCACCAGUUGUCAAGACAAGCUAUAUAGCCACUGCUCCAGUUGUGCAUACUUACGCUGCACCAGUGGUUCUGAAAUCGUGGUAAAUAGUCAACGUUGUGAUGGACUGGAUGAAAGCUUGGAUCAGUUGUUGGACCGGGAAUUAAUUUUUGUUUAUUUUGAAACUGCCAACUUUGUACCUAAUUUUUUUGUUAAUUAAAUAAAAAAGAUAAACUAAACUUCCGA